Molecule: messenger RNA, 4055 nt
Organism: Puntigrus tetrazona (Sumatra barb)
Lineage: Eukaryota; Metazoa; Chordata; Actinopteri; Cypriniformes; Cyprinidae
Product: low choriolytic enzyme-like
Exons: 9
Coding region: 58-897 (279 amino acids)
Biological process (GO): proteolysis
Molecular function (GO): metalloendopeptidase activity; zinc ion binding
Source: RefSeq, a predicted model, not a curated record
GAGUAUAUAACUGCCAGGUCUUUUUGAUCCAGACCAGAAUCUCAGAAGGCUUUCAUCAUGUACCUGUUGGUGGUGUUGAUCUAUCUUCUGCUAAGCUCUGUUCCUGCACAGAGUCGUCCUGUUGAGGAUUUAAUUGAAAAGAUCUCUGGGAAGAGUGUCUCUGUCUUUGUCUCUGAUAACAAAACUGAGAAAGAUGACAUGGCAGUGUCAAUUAUAAUUGAGAAGAACAAACAUGCAGGACAGAAAGUGCAUGGGCCCUUGAUCACGUUUGGAGACAUCGCCGUAUCAGCAGGCUUCAAGAAUGCAGAUCCGUGCACAGCUCGUGGAUGCAAAUGGGAGAGAAGCAGAAAUGGAUUAGUCUAUGUGCCCUACGUGAUCGCCAACCAGUACUCUCCAAAUGAAAUACAAGUGAUUAAACAAGGUUUACGGUCCUUUGCGGAUGUUUCCUGCAUUCGAUUUGUACCACAUGAAGGGCAGAGGCACUUUCUCCACAUCAAGUCUGAUUCUGGUUGCUAUUCAUAUUUGGGGCGUCAAGGUGGAGGGCAGGUUGUUUCUCUACAGCGCUUUGGAUGUGUUUAUUACUACAUUGUUCAGCAUGAGCUCCUUCAUGCUCUCGGGUUCCAUCAUGAACAGAACCGCAGCGACCGUGACAACCACAUCCAAAUCCUUUAUCAGAACAUCAUACCUGCACAGCAGCACAAUUUCAAGAGAAGACAAACCAAUAAUCUGGCAACCCCCUAUGACUACAACUCUGUAAUGCACUAUUCAAGGUACGCUUUCUCUAGGAACAACGAGCCAACCAUGAUUCCCAUUCCUAAUAGGAACGCUGUGAUUGGUGAAGCACGAAGUAUGAGCCCCAAUGACAUCCUGCGGAUUAACAGACUUUACUGCCGUUGAAGUGCUGCCAGGCUGUUUGAUGAAUGUUUAUCUUUUUUCCCCUUAUACAAUUUUAAGGGUUCCUUUCUUCACAGUUUCAGUUGAUUUUUUGCUUAUCUUUUAAAGAUGUAACACCUUUUAAAAUCAUUUUACAAUCAGACACCUCUCAGUACAUAAACUAUAAAGAUAACACUGUUCCAGUAUCAGAUGUUUGUGAUAAAUUAACAAAAAACACAAAUAGUGUGAACUCAAAAUGUGAACUCAACUUAAGUCCUUGUUUUUUUUUUAUUGUUGUUGUUGUGUUUUUAUCAAUUUUAUAAACAUUAGUUAGAGGGUGAGGUUGCUUUUUUAGAAUUAAAAACAAAAAAUGUCAUAAUAAAAUAAUAAUCUCUUUUAUCUAUGUCAGGGGUGCCCAUCCCUGCUCCUGGUGAUCAAAUGAUCUAUGUCAAUUUUCAUUCCACUUAAUGUAUUAAUAAAUAAAUAUGCAAUAUGGUAAAUUAUGUAAAAUUUCAUUAUUGACACAGUAUUUAUUAUUAUAAGUCCAAAUCAGUUUCUAAUGAAUAUUCACAAAAUGUCUAUUCCAAUGUUUUUUAUUAUGAAAUGUUACAGGGAAAUGAAUCCAGCAUCUAAAGAAUUUAUUACUUAUUAUCUUGCAUUUAAUAUCUACACAUUUUGCAGAAUAUCCACUGGACACAAAUGUUUGAGACAGAAUACCGUUGUCACACAUGUGAACUCCUUUGUUGUUGUUUUUGUCUUGUGCCAUGUGCUCUGUGACCUACUUUUAGUUAAUUAUCUUAGUGUGUUAACCUGUGUGUAGUUAAUUUAGUAAUUUCCUGUGUGUAUUUAAGUCCAGUGUGUUUGUACUGAGUUUGUCCGACUUCGUCUUUAAUACGUGUGGUUUUUGUUCUGCCUAUCUGCCUGCCUGCCUCUAUAUUAUUACUUGUUCGCUUGAAGAGGAUUAAAUACUGUUUACGUUUAUAUUCUCAUUGAAUGCUCUCACAACCACACCCUGACAGAAAGUCGGACCAGUAAAAAAUUAAUAUAGCGGCGUGUUUUCCCUUUUUUGUUCUUUGUUUUUUCGAAACGUUUUCCCCAUUUGUAGACCCUAACUUCCUCAUCCUCCUUCUGGAGUAGGAGGAUUGCUCUCUCGAGUGCUAUACGAAGGACUUCCUCGCCCUCACGAACGACUCACGAUACCCGGACAGCUUCCUGUGCUCAAUCCACUUUCGCGGACUCAACACACGAGCGAAACUGUUCGGGGACGGCCCUCGAGAGAGCCUAGCCGCUUAUAUCGAGUGGGUGUCGUGCAAUUUGUCGCUGACCGUUCAGCUUGAGGACAACGACACCAGCCCGUGCCCACCACUGAUGAGGGAUCGAAGUCCACAGAGCCAGAGAGAGCGACAGAGCCGUGGGGCGCCGCAUGUUUUCCCACCCCUACCAUCCGCUGUCGAUGUUUAUCAGCAUCCACUGCGCUCAUCCUCAGCUCACCAUCUGGUGCUCGCCACGGGUCUGCUGGUCACCAUCGCCGUCGUGGGUGGAGGAUCCCUUGCCUCAUCAUCCGGCCUCCGAGUCCUGGACUCCACUCCAGCUAGGCUCCUAGCUCCCUCCUCUCCACUGUGGUCCAUUAGUCCACCAGCUCCGCCAGGCUCGAUCGUCCCAUCCGGCUCCACAUUGGUCUGUCGUCGACUAUCCGUUGCCUAGAGUGGUUCCUCUCCUCCGGCUUCACCUUGUCCCUCCAUCCCUCCAGCUUUGUCAGGCUCCACCUCAGUCCUCUGUUGCUCUUGCUCUGCCACUUCCUUCUCGUCCCCCGUCUCCGCAUCGGUCGCCGAAGCCUGUGGCGUCACCUAGGUCCUCCAGUGCCUCGGUGUCUCCCUGGCUCUUCGUCUCUGCCUCAGUCUCCUCCACCACCUGCUCUGCCGCUGUCGGUCAGCCCCAUGGAGUCGAUGGCCAUUGCUCCUCCCUCUGUCAGCUCCACCUUGGACCAUCAUGGCUGGGUUCUGGGUCCUCUGGAUCUCCUCCUGCUCCAGACUCCUCCUGGCUCCUCCCUCCGUCUGCACCUCCCUGGACUCCAUCUGCCAAACCCCUCCUGGGGGCCGUCCUCCACCGGUCCUAGCGAAGGCAUGGCUGAGUGACUUGUUUAUUCUUGGUGAGAGAUGGGAAGUUGGGAGGGAACACAGGAAAACUCGGGAGACUCAAAAAGUAUAGGAGAUUCAGGAGAGCUGGAUGGAACCAGUGGAAAUUUAGGAGGUUCCGGACAUUUAGCCACUAAUCUCCACUAAUACAUCCUUAACAAUGCACAAUGUUGCCACAACUGGUCAAACUCAUCUUGAAUCAACAUCACUGUCAUAUUGUUUGUAGAUGGUUGUAAGCUGGUCUCUGGAUUUGAAGUGGAAGUUAUCCUUUGCAAAACCGAUUGAGAAAUCUUGUUAAGAGAUGCUUGGGUCAUAGCAAUCUUGUCUUGAAGUUCUUGCAUAACUCUUGCAUAGCCCUGCAAAGAAGCUCUUCCAUGACAGCAGACAUGACAUGAAGAGUUUUUGCUGUGAGGUUCACAGUCCCAGGCUUAGCUGACAAGAUGCUAGCAAGCUCUGAAGUAGCAGACAUGAUGUUAACAGGUCCUUGAGGAGCAGGCAUGGCAAUUUUGAUUGGUGUGAUGUGAGCAGACUUAGGAGUAGUUGGCAGAACAUGAACAUGCUUUGACUUGGCAGAUGUUGUAGGUUUGUAAAGUCCCUCAUCUGCAAGACCCACAGUAAAAUUAGUGCGACAAAACGUGGUCAAACAGAGAAAUUCCAAAUACCAGCAAACAGUUACAUCUAAGUGUGAGAGAGAAUCAUAAUCCAGUAAAAUGCGAUGGUCAGGGCAGGCAGCAAAACGUUCAAAAAACACGAGGCAAAAGUCCAGGGUCAAAAUACAAGAGGGCAAUCCAAAGUAACAAAUGAAACACAACACAAAACAAGGCAAAGGCAAUGGCAGUGGCAAUGGCAGUGACAAUGACAAUGGCAUGAAAAUAGAUAAACAGAAAAUAAACAGAAAAAUACUUGGUAGAGAAAUGGAGGUUUCCCUGGUAACAGGUGUAGACAAAGCAGCUCUGAGCCUACAAAUGCUUCCUUACAUGCAGGAUUAAAGAAAAAAGACAGUUUUUAAAGACAGUCUUUCUUCAGAAAUAAAGUGAUAUAAAAACA